UCAGCCUUGUGAAAAUCCCAGUAUCUGAUUCUUUACAGACAAGCUGGUGGUCACAUGCAUUGCACCUGUAUGAAACUUGCCUGACCACAUUACAAUCUUCACUCUAGGACUGGGCGUAGUCCGCUGCAAAUGCACAAUGGACCAGAAAAUGACAACUUCAUCCCUGCAUGACGAAGCUGUGUAAAGAACUAAGACUGAGAUGGCCAGUUCAAGUGAUGUCACACGUGUGUCAUUGCCACAGGAGGAGGAUGACCAGAUGAUUGAGGUCAUCACCUCAGAAGAAAAUACGAUGAGCGCCAACUCAGGCGAUGCCUGUAAAGCCAUCACCCUCGUCCAGACGCAGAACAUAUUUACUGCACCAACAGCUGCAGGGACAGUUGGUGAGGCUACCCUUGACAUCCAAAUAAGUGAUGCUGAAGAAAUCUUUGUUGAAACGGAGAGUUUCGGGACUAUAAAACAAAAACUGAAGGAGUUUGGCCAUGUCACCAUCUGUGGUGCUUCAGGAGAAGGCAAAACAACAGCAGCUCUCAUCUUGGGUUCACAGUAUAAGAGAAGAGGGUACAAGUUUGCCUUUGUGGACAGGAUUGAACAGUUUGACUUGGACAGCUUCUUGAGCUCAUCACCUAGAGUAUUUCUGGUCAUAGAUGACAUGUUUGGUACUGUUGGAUUAUCUACCGAUGUUUCACAGCUGAAAACAUUUCUCAAUAAGCUUGAUAGCCACUUGAAACACUGCAGAAAGUCAGCAGAGAAGCGUGAAUCCCCGAGGAAACAGGAAGCUGAGAAAAGAGGUCAAAAUAUAGCAAGUAGAGAUCCUGACCGAAAACCACAGCCCAAAAAGGAUAUUCGUGUUGUCUUCACAUCCAAGACAUACAACUUCCAUGAUGGACUUGGCCAGCUACAAUAUGAGAGAUUCUCUCUGUUCCAGGGACCAACACGGGUGGAUAUAACAACUGAAAAGAAACACAGAUAUACUCAAGCAGAGAAACAGGCAAUAUUUGAGCACCAUCGGAAUCUGCAUAGAUACACUUCUGAUGAUAGACCCGACUUCAAACCGUGGGAUAAAGAGUCAAACAUAUUUGGAUAUCCUCUCACCUGUAAACUAUAUUUUGAAUUUUCGUCUAUGUUCAAAAAUACAAAGAACAUUUUCGAGACACCACUGUCUUAUCUUAGGCUAGAACUAAACAGCUUCCUGAAGUCAAAAACUGAUCGAUCCGCCAUAUUUGUUCUGAUGCUAUUAUGUGAUGAUAAGUUAGAUUUGGCCACGUUGGAAGCAGACGGCAAGGACAAGAAACUGGACAACAUGGUCAGAAAGGUUUUAAAGUUGAUGCCAUCAGCGUCAUGCUUAGGGAUGUAUGAAGCAGCAAAGUGUCUUAGAGGAACAUUCUUUACACGGGGCGAUGCUGUUCGAUUUGCCCAUUCUUCCAUAUAUGAUGCUUGUGCUUGUUCAUUGUAUGACAUCAGUCCAACAUUUGUGCUGACUCACUGCAGUGACAACUUCAUAUAUGAGCGAGUCCAACCACAACCAGUAGAGGAAACCACAAUCGAUGAUCAUCUCCACCUAAUAUUUGUCUCCGAACAGUACUAUGAUAUCCUGACAACUCGAUUUGCAGAAUCAAUCAAGCAGGGGCAGUUUUCUAAAUCAGUGACACACCCGAUCCUCCGACAAGAAAAGGUGGCUCUUCAACUGCUUGAUAAACUACGUGUUGGAUCCCUGGAUGACUGUUGGUUUCACAAAAGAGAUAUGGGGUAUUGCUUUUUGAAUUGGGCUGUUCUUGGACACUGUACAGAGAUUGUCCUAGAAAUAGAAAAUAUAACUGGAGGAGAAUUUACUCGAACAGAGAUCAAUGAAUCCAUGGAAAGUUGUGUGGUGAACAACAACGUGACAGUAUUGAAGUGGCUUAUACCCAGGAGUGAAAAUCCAGACAUUAUUCUAACCAUGAACAGAUGGCUUUUGCUGGCUGCUGCAUUUGGGAGUUCUGAAACACUUGUGUAUCUGAUAGAACAUGGUGCUGAUGUGCUUACUACUGAUGAGAGCAAGAGAAACAUUAUACACAUAGCAAGCACGUUUGGACAUAAAAACACACUAAAGGUUCUGAAAAAACACAAGAGCAAACUCUAUCAUGAUGAAGUGAAGCAAGUUGUAAUGAAUUCUAUUGAUGACGAAGGGAUGACUCCACUCAUGGUUACUGCUUACAAUGGAUCGCAUGAGUGUUAUGAGGUAUUGCAAUCAAUAUCACACACAAAACACAGAGACAAAAGGGGAAAUGAAAUAAUUCAUCUUGCCUGUCAGGGUGGUGACACUUUUAUAGUAUCUCAUCUUGUGUCAUCUUCUAAUAUCAAUACUAGAGGCCAGAAUGGAUGGACACCCAUAAUGAUUGCAGCUUGGUUUGGAUACCAAAGUGUGUUUGACCUCCUGGUGGCAAAGCAAGCUGACCUGUCACUGGUGAACAACAAUGGUAAUUGUUUACUUCAUCUUGCCUGCAAUGGUGGUAACAAAGCUAUAGUACAACAUCUUGUGUUUCCUUCUAAUAUCAACACUAGAGGACAGAUUGGAUGGACACCAAUAAUGAUAGCAGCUGCCAAUGGACACCAAAGUGUGUUUGACCUCCUAGUAGCAAAGCAAGCUGACCUGUCACUGGUGAACAACAAUGGUGAUAGUUUACUUCAUCUUGCCUGUGAGGGGGGUAACAAGUCUAUAGUAUCUCAUCUUGUGUCACCUUCUAAUAUCAACACUAGAGGACCGAAUGGAUGUACACCCAUAAUGAUAGCAGCUUUCGUGGGACACCAAAGUGUGUUUGACCUCCUGGUAGCAAAGCAAGCUGACCUGUCACUGGUAAACAACAAUGGUGAUAGUUUACUUCAUCUUGCCUGCCAUGGUGGUAACAAGGCUGUAGUACAACAUCUUCUGUCACCUUCUAAUAUCAACACUGGAGGACAGACUGGAUGGACACCCAUAAUGAUAGCAGCUGCAAGUGGACACCAAAGUGUGUUUGACCUCCUGGUGGCAAAGCAAGCUGACCUGUCACUGGUGAACAACAAUGGUGAUAGUUUACUUCAUCUUGCCUGUGAGGGUGGUAACAAAGCUAUAGUAUCUCAUCUUGUGUCACCUUCUAAUAUCAACACUAGAGGACCGAAUGGAUGUACGCCCAUAAUGAUAGCAGCUGACAAUGGACACCAAAGUGUAUUUGACCUCCUAGUAGCAAAGCAAGCUGACCUGUCAGUGGUGGACAACAAUGGUGAUAGUUUACUUCAUCUUGCCUGCCAUGGUGGUAACAAGGCUGUAGUACAACAUCUUGUGUCACCUUCUAAUAUCAACACUAGAGGAGAGAAGGGAUGGACACCAAUAAUGAUAGCAGCUGCCAGUGGACACCAAAGUGUGUUUGACCUCCUAGUAGCAAAGCAAGCUGACCUGUCACUGGUGAACAACAAUGGUAAUAGUUUACUUCAUCUUGCCUGUAGGGGCGGUAACAAAGCUAUAGUAUCUCAUCUUGUGUCACCUUCUAAUAUUAACACUAGAGGACAUAUUGGAUGGACACCCAUAAUGACAGCAGCUCUCAAUGGACACCAAAGUGUGUUUGACCUCCUGGUAGCAAAGCAAGCUGACCUGUCACUGGUAAACAACAAUGGUUAUAGUUUACUUCAUUAUGCCUGUGAGGGUGGUGACAAAGCUAUAGUAUCUCAUCUUGUGUCCCCUUCUAAUAUCAACACUAGAGGACCGAAUGGAUGUACACCCAUAAUGACAGCAGCUGUCAAUGGACACCAAAGUAUGUUUGACCUCCUGGUAGCAAAGGAAGCUGACCUGUCACUGGUGAACAACAAUGGUGAUAGUUUACUUCAUCUUGCCUGUCAGGGUGGUAACAAAGCUAUAGUACAACAUCUUGUGUCACCUUCUAAUAUCAACACUAUAGGACAGAAGGGAUGUACACCCAUAAUGAUAGCAGCUGCCAGUGGACACCAAAGUGUGUUUGACCUCCUGGUAGCAAAGCAAGCUGACCUGUCGCUGGUGGACAACAAUGGUAAUAGUUUACUUCAUCUUGCCUGUUGGGGUGGUAACAAAGCUAUAGUUCAACAUCUUGUGUCACCUUCUAAUAUCAACACUAGAGGACCGAAUGGAUGUACACCCAUAAUGAUAGCAGCUGUCAAAGGACACCAAAGUGUGUUUGACCUCCUAGUAGCAAAGCAAGCUGACCUGUUAUUGGUGAACAACAAUGGUAAUAGUUUACUUCAUCUUGCCUGUGAGGGUGGUGACAAAGCUAUAGUACAACAUAUUGUGUCACCUUCUAAUAUCAACACUAGAGGACCGAAUGGAUGUACACCCAUAAUGAUAGCAGCUGCCAGUGGACACCAAAGUGUGUUUGACCUCCUGGUAGCAAAGGAAGCUGACCUGUCACUGGUGAACAACAAUGGUGAUAGUUUACUUCAUCUUGCCUGUGAGGGUGGUGACAUAGCUAUAGUACAACAUCUUGUGUCACCUUCUAAUAUCAACAUUAGAGGACAGGACGGAUGGACACCCAUAAUGAUAGCAGCUGCCAAUGGACACCAAAGUGUGAUUGACCUCCUCUUAUCGAAAAAUGCUGACCUGACACAUUGGAUUGCCAUCAUAAUAGUUUUCAUAGUUUUGCCUGUCAUUCGGUCGCUACGACUUUAGUUCAUUAACUGUGUCACCUGCUAACAGUGUUAAACCCGGAAGUUACAGCCCACAGAGAACAAGUUGUUAUAAUGUGUAUGUUUCCUUUCAACUAGCCUCGCAAACAUUUUGAACAUGAAUUGUUCAAGAUACCUCUGACAUCUCUGAACUCAUUUAGAAAGCUGAAAAUCUUUAAAAUGUGCUUUUAGAGUUUUAGGGGCAAAUCAGGAUUACCUCCCCCAUAUUCGUUGGAUGAGGGUCAAGUCAAAAUAUUUAGUUUGUCACAUUGACCUUGACCUUGGAGUCUCCGGAACACGCCACUGACAUUAUCAGAUGUCUGCACCAUCCUCAGAUACAAAUGGCCCAUAGCACAGUUUGUUGCACAUAUAUCAGUUACCUAGACACAUAUCUAUUUGUUAAACAUUUUACCUUAUAGAUCAAACAAGUCUUAAGAAAAUAUGGUUCAUACUAGUCUGUCUUACAGACCCUGAUACAAAUUUAUCAAAUACAGCCCAUGCAAGUCUAUAAUGUUUAUACAAGUCUAGAUUACAGCAGUAUGAGGAAAUGAAGAGAAUCUCUUGGCUCCUUUUUAUUAUAUUUUUAUUAAGAUAAUUUAACUGUUGUUGAUUUUUUCUGUACGAUAUGUUCAUUUCAGAGACUAGAUAUUAGUCUAGGUUUAUACUUGUACAUUGUAUUCCAUCAAUACUUAUUAAUUGAAUUUCCGAUGUCUGCAUUGUAAUUCCUACAUUCUCUAUAGGUAAAUUGGGCACAUAUUAAUUGAAUUCAUUUCCCAAUGAAGGUAAAACAUUAGGCCACGCCCACCGAAGCGGAGUACUAACCUCACUACGGAUUGUCGGGGGAAUUCCCUGUCAGCUCACAUGUAUCAUCAUGAAAUUAUCAGACCUAGUAACCGUUCAGUGCGGUUUUUCAUUAUCAAACAUACAACCAAUACCGCCAUCUUUCACACUCACUGCACAAAGUCAGACAUCGCACAAUCUCAGUUCCACAAAUUUCCUGUCUUCAAGUUUCAUUUCAUUUCUAACUCAAUUUUUUUCCAACUGUGUCUUCCAGUUCUCAGGGAAUUAGUAUGUUGAUCUGACGGCCAUUGAUUAGAUCAGCCGCCUUAAAUUCUCCAAUCAUAAUAGCUGCAGUUCUUCAUGCCUUGAUUGAAAGGUCCUGUGAACUGUGUUUGAUAUCGAUGUUAAUUGGCUACUGACUUUGUGGGCGUGUUAAGCUCUGUGCAUAAAUUAAACAGUCACCUGAUUCAUGUCAUGCCACAUUAUGUAUUUCUACGCCUGGAAUGUUAAUCAAUCUCGUCAUAUUUGUCUGCUUUGAUGUAUAUAACUGUUUUUUUGAUAACACAUGUUUUCAUUGUCAAAUUAUAUUAUAAGGAUUGACUGUGUAUUUUUGUUUCGGCUCAUUGAGGUCUCAUAGCGACCAAUUUGGGACAUCCUUUGUCUGAAUGAACAUCUAAUUACAAAGGCUAAUUCCCCUGUAGCCAUGACAUGUAUGUGUCUAAAAUUACUUAAUUGCCAUUACUUAUAAGAUGCGCAUCCCAAUUUUCAAACCCCAUUGUAAUGUACAUUGACUGACAGCCAUCAAGAACGAGAUGUGCAGCUAGGUCACUUCUCAUUAUUUGUGGGGCGGACGUAUAGCCUUGUGGUUAAAAGCGUUCGCUCGUCACGCCGAAGACCUGGGUUCGAUUCCCGACAUGGGUACAAUGUGUGAAGCCUAUUUCUGGUGCCCCCCGCCGUGAUAUUGCUGGAAUAUUGCUAAAAGCGGCAUAAAACCAUACUCACUCACUCACUCACUUAUUAUUAGUGUUGUUUAUAUCUUAAUCCGUUUCAUAUGACCUUGGCUAAGUCAUGGUCCCAAGACGACAAAAAUCCAUACUCAUACUCAAAUGAAAGGAAAGUAGCCAUCUCACUCCUGAGACUCGGUCACAAAAAGCAUUAUGCUAAGGUAUGCCCAUCUUGAAUCCAUAGCUCAUUUGUUACUGGAAUGUCGAGACCAUACCCCAGUCUGAGCUCGGUUAAAACAAGGAGUGCAGUCUAUCUGUUGUAGAUCUCCUAAAGCCACUAUAUGCUCAGCUCCUCGAACGUAUAUAAACAACACAGCAAAGAAAAUUCUACCAAUUACUAAAAAUGUAACAUAAAAUCAUAUCAAUACAAAAACAGAAUUUUUUUCAAUACUAAAACUCACAAUAGAUAUGUGUACCCCACUCAUACGCAUGGGUCCCAAGAGGGACAGGUCAGCCGAAAUUGCUAAGGCAGAAGGCGACCUCUUAAACAUCUGAAUCAACAACAACAAUAACACGAAAAAUAUGCAGAUCCCACCCCAAGCCCUGUUGGGGUUAAGGUCGGUGCUUUGGGUCACCAACACAACAACCACUACAACUAGGUGCUGCCCACACAGUACUUCUUAUAUAAAUCUACCUGUAUAAAGCAAACUUGUUUAUACUGCAAGCCAUCUACUCCUUGUUAUCACUUCCUACUAAGAACCAUACACCGACCUCUUGCAUGUUUUGUUAGUGUGUUGUUUGACGCCGCACUCAGCAAUAUUCCAGCUAAUUGAUGGUGUCUUGCAUGUAUGAAUAUACAAAUAAUCUCAUCAACGUCACCUCUGCCUGCAAACGAUCCAGCCAUAGCAUUGUUUGCGGUGUGAAUCGAAAAAACCUGUGUGCAAACUUCUGUAAGAAAUCGGUUUUUUUUAUUCAUACCUCAAUGAACCGAAAAAAGUACACAGUCGAUUCUUAAUUAACAACUUCAAUAUCCUUACGAACCUACGAACUAUAUUUAAUUGAACAUUAGUAGUAUGCAAUCAUGCAUUACACAGUAUUAAUACAGAUUGAAAGAUUUCUGGUGUAUUUUUUAAAAAAUUUCCACAAAAGUUCAAAAGCAGGAAUGUUUUGUUAAUUAGAGAUGUAUUUUAGCUCUAGGACAUACUGGUUACUGUCAGGUUGAAAAAGAGAGAUUCUUAUUCCCGAUGCGACAUUUACUUACUUGUUUUCCUCCAUUUGGUCAAAGAUAUUUAUGGAGUAAUUAAAUGAGUUUAUUUUAUCUCUGCUUUAAAAAAAUAUUAAAUCCUCUUGAAUACUGACUUUUUAUCGCAAAAUUCACAUAUUCAUUUACCAAGUUAAUUUCUUGUGCUCAUUUACCUGAAGCGAUACGAUGUAGAAACGUUUUUUUCUCCAAAAUUGGGGGUGUACAUAUACUGAAGUGUGCAUUACACCACAGAAGUCCGUAUCUAAAAAUAGACGCCCUCAUGCAUAUUCAUGACCAUCUCCACCCACACGUGUGGAGAUGGUCAUGAACAUGCAUGAGAAAUAUUCAGAAUUUUAUCAGACAUUCUACCAUGAAUUUGGAAAUUGCUCGAUUAUGAUUGGUUAAUCAGAGGCUUUUUCAAUCACAGUUAACCCCUUCUGAUUGAAACAGCUGGUUUGGCGGACGCAUGACCGCUGUAGCGUAUAAUUCUUGCGAAUCCUCUACCCCUGUUACAUCUUUGCCAAUAUCCUGUAUUUUGGUUUCAGUUACAAAGUUAAAAUUUUAAGAUUUUCGACAGACGUCCUCUUCACUGUCAAUAACACAUUUAGUUGUUCCCGAAUAGCACCGUAAUCACCCAAGCGAUGACGUGUGCAAUGGCAUGAAAUUCAUAAAUAGCAAAAGGCAACAAUUCAGCAUGUGUCUGAUAGAUGUGGAAACUUUCAUCCGGAAUUGAACCCUACCCUACUCGUUGCCAUGGAAACGU
This is a messenger RNA of Haliotis rufescens (red abalone), 8374 nucleotides long. RefSeq names its product serine/threonine-protein phosphatase 6 regulatory ankyrin repeat subunit A-like. The record is from RefSeq and is a predicted model, not a curated record. The transcript has 4 exons. NCBI's taxonomy places the organism in Eukaryota, Metazoa, Mollusca, Gastropoda, Lepetellida, Haliotidae. Bases 200 to 4648 code for a protein of 1482 amino acids. Gene Ontology annotation, molecular function: protein binding.